AAGGACAAAGCAAAGUAGACGCUAUCAGCAUUUGGUAUGUUUCCUGUAACAUUGAGGAAGGGACUAGCGUUUCAACUCGAUCGUGAGAAGAUAAAACACGUGAAACGACUCCUGACCUGCGCUCAAUGGCGCGAAGAAAGUUUCUCUAAAACUGCUUUGAACCUAACAAUUUUAUCAUUCAGGAAGUCAGCGAGUCGCAUUGAACACACCAACCCAGACCGCCCUACACUCACUGUCUACCAGAGACGCGACCAAGAGAGAGGAAGAGAGAUCCCCUUACUACUCAGUCUCCUCCCUGGAACCAUGCGAUUGUCCGUCUACCACGGGGGCAUCAGCCUCACAGAGACCGAAGAUCUGCUGGCAUCGAUGGGGAAAGACGGCAGUUACCUGAUCCGAGAUAGCGAGACCAUACCGGGAGUCUAUUGUCUGUGUGUGUUGAAUAAAACAUUUGUUCAUACCUACCGGAUUUCUGAAACAUCUGGGAAAUGGUCAGUUCAGACAUUGAAAGGCAUUCCUCCUCGUUAUUUCAGUAGCAUAGAAAAUCUCCUUGUAACAUACAAGAAACCAGGCCAAGGACUUGUUGUACCUCUGUUACAUCCAGUGGAAUGCAAAGCACAAAAAAUCCAAGACCAGAACAAAGAUUUGCAGGAGGAACGGGAGUACAUGGAAAUGCUUGGCGUAUGAUGCAGCCAGAGUAUAACCGAAGAGUCCCCGGAGUACGAUGGAGGAUUAUCUUGGAUGAAAAUAUAGUAUUCUGUUCAACGCUGUAUUUCCACCUUAGUUAUUUGUUUAAAUAUCCUACAUGCAUAAAAAUGCGAAAAUCAAUUUGUUGUGAAUAAGAUAUGUUCAUCUUUACAAGUUGUAGAAUUCACUAAUAUAGAACUAUUUACUGUAGUCUCUUCUUGCCUGUUCUGUUCUCAAAUAGAUGCUUCUUAGAAGGAGGUCAUUUGGCCUAUUGUGCUGUAUUGGCUUUUUCAAAGAGCCAUCCAAUUUGUUCAGGUGGUCUGGCUGGUUCUGGCUGCACUGAAUAGAAAUAAAUCCUAAAGUCUAAACUAUACCUCAUGUCCUAUUUUUCAGAUAGUUAGUAUCUGGAAUAAAAACUUUGUCUUUGAGUAAGAUUUUAAUAAAGUAUUGAAUUUUAUUGUUUUUUUAUUGGGGGUAAUCAUAACUUAAAUAAGGCUUAAAUAUUUUUAGUCAAAUAUUUUGUGGAACUAUGUGUCUGAUCCUCUCCAACCAGGUUUUGGUCCCACCACACUACUAAAGUGACCCUUACCAAAAUAACAAAUGACGUGUCUAAAACUAAGAAAGUCCAUUCUUGCCUCAGUAUUCACACAUUACAAAAAUGUAAUCACACCUUCACAUCCUCCCUACCCACCCACUCACACAUACAGACAGUCCUCCAGCUCUACGACAGGCCACCUCCGGGCCUCCAACCUCACAGACUUGCAGACACCACGCUUCCAACUACCCCAGUGAACUCCCAGACUUGCAGACUCAGGGCUUCGACCGUCGACCCUAACAGAAGAGGUAAUUGUUUGCGAGGACUGAGGGGAUUUUCAAAUCAAACAGUGAUGAUGAUAAUUUUGAGGGAGAGUGGGACACUGUCUGAGGAAGUCACUGUAAAGUUAGGCAAUUUAGUGAUCAGAAACUCACACUGCUACUCAGCAAAAUGGAGACAAGACUGUGACAUUAUUUACUCACCUCAGCCUCAACAUAUGCACGAAAGAUCUGCACAUGGUACAAACUAGUCACUUUUUUUAAGGGAAAGUGGACAGUGUUCUACAAUAAUACUUAACAAUGAGGUUACACGGCAAUUUCAGUUAACUCAGGGGAGAAUCCUACAGAAAGUAGUGGAUACCAGCCCAGUCCCUCAUGGGUAAAGCCUUCCCCACCAUUGAGCACAAAUAUACAGAGCACUGUAGUGGGAAGGGAGCAUCCAUGGCAGAGACCCCCAUUAUCCAGGUCAUGCUCUCUGCUUACUGCUACAAUGAUGAAGGUACAAGAGCCUCAGGACUCACACCACCAGGUUCAGGAACAGUUAUUACCCCUCAACCAUCAGGCUCUUGAACCAGAGGGGAUAACUUCACUCACCCCAUCAUUGAAAUGUUUCUACAAACUAUGGACUUACUUUCAAGGACUCUUCUCUCACGUUCUUAAUAUGUAUUGCUUAUUAUUAUUAUUAUUUUUAUUAUUACUUAUUUUCUUUCUUUUUGUAUUUGCACAGUUUGUUACCUUUUGUCAACCCUGUUGGUAGAGUUUUACAUUGUGGUUAUUGGAUUUAUUGAGUAUGCCUUCAAAAAAUGAAUCUCAGAGUUGUAUAAAGUGACAUAUAUAUACUUUGAUAAUAAAUUUACUUUGAACUUUGAACUUUGGACAGGAAUGAAGUCAAGUGAAAGGUAUGUAGUGGGAAUAAUGUUGAGUGAAUGGGAGGGUCUCCUGGAAAAGGGGAGCUGAAUGAGUUCAGGACAGGUGUUGGGGAGGUGGGAGGAACAACAGUAAAAUGUUGGCCUAAUGGCCUGGGGUGAAGGGAAGAGGCAGCAGACAAUGCUCUUAACAUUUGUGCCAAAGAAGUCCUUUAGCUCACUGCACAUCAUUAGAGGAACUGGGGUUUGAUAAGUUUGAGAAGAGGCUUGCUAACUUUAUUCAAAAGGAAAAGAGAACUUAACCCAGUGGUAAAUGGAUCAGUUAUGGUCCGGUGUCAUGAAAUUGCACCAUUGAUUGACAUCAAUGUGCUGCCAGUCUGUGACAGUGUACGCGUAGCCUGAGACAUGUUUAUAUUGGAACCUGUGUGUCUCAUUAAGCGCCCAGGCGGUUAAUGUGAUGUCAUGCAAUUUGCUGGCCAAACCUUUCAUGGUUUAUCACAUUAGAAAACACAAUAAACUUUGGACCAAAAUACUUUCACAUGCCCACUUGUUCACACAUGUUGAUUUAAUCAGCACUGAUUUGAUUGUGUGCAUGCUUUUUUAGUAUCCUAAUAGAUUAAGUAGGGAUGAUGAUCUAUUUAGACCUAGUGCUUAGCUUUCAGACUUCCUUAUGUUUAACGCUUGGACUUUGGCAGUGGAUUAUCAGUCAGGAAAUCCUGUAAAUGUGUCUUGGACAAU
This is a messenger RNA of Mobula hypostoma (lesser devil ray), 3101 nucleotides long. RefSeq names its product SH2 domain-containing protein 1A-like. NCBI's taxonomy places the organism in Eukaryota, Metazoa, Chordata, Chondrichthyes, Myliobatiformes, Myliobatidae. The coding region runs from base 37 to 684 and encodes 215 amino acids. The transcript has 4 exons. Gene Ontology annotation, biological process: regulation of signal transduction; regulation of immune response. The record is from RefSeq and is a predicted model, not a curated record.